UGCUGUUUGUUUCCUCUCCAAAAUUCCAAAUAAUACUCUUCCAAUCCUCCCAAAUAUUAAAUCAAAUUCAGUUUUAAUUCCAUUUUCUUCUCUACCCAAUCAUACUUCAAGAAAACUUCAAGAGAAAAUAAUACAAAAUUUAACAAGAAAAAGUUUCUAGAGAGAGAAAGUUUCUAGAGAGAGAAAAUCAAGAAAACAAAACAAAGUAAUAUACAUUACAACCCUUUUAACAUCCUCCUCCUCAUUUUCUUGUUCUUAUUCCUCCAUCAAAACACCAACAAGUUCAUUCUUUCGGCGAACACGGCGGCCGCGGGCGGCGGUGGCGGAGAAAAAUACAAGAAAAACAGCAAAAAUGAAUCAAGAAAUGGAUCAAACACCAACAAGAAUUCAAGAAAACAAAAACCUAGCUCCAAUAUUCAACAAUGGGGUCACUACUCACACCCCACCACUCACACCAAUAUCCAGAUCUGACACUCCUAAUAAUAAUCCUUACCCAACAACUUUUGUUCAAGCAGACUCUUCAUCUUUCAAACAAGUUGUUCAAAUGCUUACAGGUUCAACUGAAACCGCUAAACAAGCGUCGCAAGAUCCGCCAUUAACACCUACUUCUUCUUCUUCAACACCGCCACAAACGCGAAACUUCGCUAUUCCGCCGAUAAAAACAACACCGAAAAAACAACAGCAACAACAAAACAGCUUCAAGCUUUACGAAAGACGAAACAAUUACCAAUUUCAGAACAGUCUCAUGAUCAACACUUUAUUACCGAGUUUUUGCAAUAGUAAUAGUAAUAGUUUUUCGCCAAGAGAAAUCUUGUCGCCGAGUUUGCUCGAGUUUCCUAAGCUGACACUGAGUCCGGUUACUCCAUUAAACAUCGAAGACCCGUUUUAUAAAAAUUCUCCAUCUCCGUCUUUGGCGAAUUCUUCGUCUUCCGAAGAAGAACGAGCUAUUGCUGAAAAAGGGUUUUACUUGCAUCCUUCUCCUAUUUCUACUCCGAGAGAUUCUGAACCUCAGUUGCUGCCACUUUUUCCUGUUACCUCACCAAGAAUUUCAGGUUCUUGAUCUUAAUUUUCUUCAAGUUUAUAUGUAUUUGUACACAUGGAUAAAACAAACUGUCCAUGGAUGGUUUUGAAGAGAGAUAGAGGUAGAGAUCUUUGGUUUUUAAGUGUACAAUUUGAUCUCUCUUCUUAUUAUAUACAUAUGUAUUUAUAUAUUUAUGGUUAAGUCUUUGUUUAACUUUCUUUC
Molecule: messenger RNA, 1243 nt
Organism: Mercurialis annua (annual mercury)
Lineage: Eukaryota; Viridiplantae; Streptophyta; Magnoliopsida; Malpighiales; Euphorbiaceae
Product: VQ motif-containing protein 19
Exons: 1
Coding region: 353-1060 (235 amino acids)
Source: RefSeq, a predicted model, not a curated record